Messenger RNA from Dichotomopilus funicola, 1155 nucleotides. RefSeq names its product Alpha/Beta hydrolase protein. NCBI's taxonomy places the organism in Eukaryota, Fungi, Ascomycota, Sordariomycetes, Sordariales, Chaetomiaceae. The coding region runs from base 1 to 1155 and encodes 384 amino acids. The transcript is spliced from 2 exons. The record is from RefSeq and is a predicted model, not a curated record.
AUGACACCCAAACCACCCCCACCGCGCAUCCCUACGGCAGCGGAGACGCUCAAGCACCCGGCAUUCCGGACAGCCAUAUGGAGGCUCAAGCCGGAUCGCAAGGGAUUGGCUGCGGUAGGAAACGGCCGGGGCGGGCCGUUCAGGAUCUCAUGGGAGAUCCAUGGCGUUGGCCCCAUCAAAGUUGUGCUCAUCAUGGGCCUGGGCGCUCUCAAAUCCGCCUGGCAGCGCCAAACUCUCCACUUCGGCCACGAGCGGCGCGACGAGUACUCCGUCCUGCUGUUCGACAACCGCGGCGUCGGCGAAAGUGACAAGCCCUUCAUGCGGUACAGCACCAGCGAAAUGGCUCUAGACAUCGCCGAGCUCCUCGCCGACCCUGCUGUCGGUUGGCUGCCUUCCUUCCCCCUCCCGUCUUCCCCGUCCGACCCGCCCGCGGCCCGCACCCUGCAUGUCGUCGGGACCUCGAUGGGCGGGAUGAUCGCGCAGGAGCUGGCCGUGCUCAUCCCACACUCACUUGCCUCUCUGUCGCUGAUAGGCACGGCGGCGGCUGUGGAGAACACGACGACGUUUACGGAGAAUAUCAUGAAGAUUGCCUCGAUGAUUCUACCUAAGGGGGGAGAUCGCUCGAUGGCGGAUGCGACGCGAUCGAUCUUUGCGCAUGAGUGGAUCAGCCUGCCAGACGACGUCCACUUGCCCGACCCGGCCACCACGCCCGGGUGCUUGCCACCGUUUGCCGAUAGUCUCUCAUCGACGGAGGGCACGGGGGGCAAUGAUGACAAGUACCUCCGGUUCGAUACCAACGCGCAGCGGUUCGUGGCGCAGGAACUGCACAAGCAGAUGGACCCGGCGGGUGGGCGGUUCAAGCUGAAGGGGUUUAUCCUGCAGCUGAUUGCGGCGGGGUGGCAUCGGAAGAGUCCGGAGCAGUUGGCCGCGAUGGCGGAUGCGGUCGGCCGGGAACGGAUUUUGAUCAUGCAUGGGGUCGAGGACGGGAUGAUUACGAUUCCGCAUGGGCAUAAGCUGAUUGACUAUGUUAAGCCGGAGAAGGGGUUGGUGCUGGAGGGGCUAGGUCAUGCGCCGCUGCUGGAGAGAUGGAAGUGGUUUCAUGAGUUGUUGACGGAGCACUUUUUGGCAGGGGAGAAGUUGAGUGGGCGGGGAUAG